Messenger RNA from Argentina anserina (silverweed cinquefoil), 1498 nucleotides. Its product is annotated as F-box/kelch-repeat protein At1g57790-like. The record is from RefSeq and is a predicted model, not a curated record. NCBI's taxonomy places the organism in Eukaryota, Viridiplantae, Streptophyta, Magnoliopsida, Rosales, Rosaceae. Gene Ontology annotation, molecular function: protein binding.
AUGUAUUUUCAUGAUUCAAAAUUCCGAAAACUAUACUGCGACAUUUUGGAGAGCAUUGCUCCCCUAUUUUACCCUGAGGGAUCAAAUUACACGUGCAGUAAUGGGAAGUGGUUAAAUAGCUUCCCACAGUUCGCAGCUCUUCUCAUCUCUCCUGUCUCCCCUAUCUGCCUGUGGGGGAAGCUGCAACUGGGUGUUCAUCAUGACUGGGAGUGGGAGGAGGAGGAAGCUCAAUUUGUAAGAUUUGAUUUUUUCUACUUCACAUUUGCGAUUCGCAUGUCAUCAAUUUGGUUCUGUUUCUUUUCAGCUGUGAUUUAUUGGUUAACUGAAACAGCGUCAACUAGUACAAGAAGAGCUAGAAACAUGACUAACGAAAAGUUCGAGCUUCAAACUUGGUCAGAGCUUCCUAAAGAUCUUUUGGAAGUCAUGGUGUCUCGUUUAUCUCUACAUGACAAUAUUCGAACAUCUGGUGUAUGCAAAUCAUCGGUCUAUUCUUCUAAAAGAUGGCAUUUAGCUGCCAAUGCUAUGCGGGUAGUCAACAGACCACCAUUACUCAUGUUCUGCUCAAGAGAUGGUGAAAAAUUCAAAUUCUAUGAUCCAUCACAGCGUAGAAUCCAGCCUGUGAAGUUUCCUCAGCUGGUGUACUCUAAAGUAUGCUGCAGUAAAGAUGGUUGGUUGUUGCUAUACAACCCCACAUAUAUCCGUGCGUUCUUUUUCAAUCCUUUUACUCAGGACGAGGUCAAGUUACCAACAUAUGAUUUGGAUCAUCAGAUUGUUGCAUUCUCUGCUCCCCCAACUUUUACAAGCUGUAUUGUUUUUACCAUAAAGCAUGUCAGUUCCACAUCUGUUAAUAUUUCAACUUGUCGUCCUGGGGCAAAAGAGAUGACUACUGUUCAAUAUCAAAACCGUUUGCCCUUUGUGAGUAGCAUUUGGAACAAGCUUGUUUUCUGCAAUGACCUCUUUUAUUGUCAAAGCCUCACAGGUUGGGUGGGCGUAUUCAACCCACAUGAACGAACUUGGACUGUCCUUUCAGUUCCUCCUCCCAAAUGCCCUGACAGAUUUCUCGCUAAGAAUUGGUGGAAAGGUAACUUUUUGUCUGAGAAGCAUGGAAGUAUAUUAGUUAUAUAUACAUGCUCUACUGAAAAUCCAAUUGCGUUCAAGUUGGACGAGAAAAAUAUGGUCUGGGAACAGCUAGGAAACCUAGAUGGUGCAACUGUUUUUGCUAGUUUCCUUACAACUCUUACAAACGUCAACCUACCUGCAAUAAAGAGAAACAGUAUCUACUUCUCUAAAAUUCGUUUUUAUGGAAGGCACUGCAUAUCAUACUCACUCGAAGAUGGAAGAUGUCAUCCUCGCAAUGAGUACCAUGACUGGGGAGAGCUAGAGCCUUACGAGACCAUCUGGAUUGAACCACCAGAAAGCUUUGCAGGACUGAACUGAUGAAGACAUCAAGCUUCAAUGAAUGAAACUUCUCGUGCUUCAACGAGUGAAGACUUCACAA